GGGCCCCCCAACCCCGACCGGACGGUAUGUUGGGAGGAUGUAAAUUGGACCAUAAUCACAAUCUAACAGAUAGAAAGUGAGACUCUGUCCCCGAUAUUAGACUACGUUGACUUGCCAAACAUAAAGCACAAGAAAACUUCAUGGUGUGCAGUACUAAAUGUUCAACCAUAAUUUCCUGAUGAUCAACCAUAAAUGCUCAACGUGUAUGAAAAGCAGAUUCUUGAGAUUUAAUACCUUGCAGGUCAUAAACGUGCUCAACCGAUUUACAGGCCGGAUUAUUCCACCCAUAAAUAACCAUUGAGCUAUUUUUCUCCUCACAAAAUGGUUUCAAGAAAAGAGUAUGUAGUUGUUUUUCCAUUCAUGGCUGAAGGGCACAUUAUCCCAUUUCUAGCGUUGGCCCUCAAGCUAGAACAAGAAAGAAACUUUGCAAUAAGCUUCGUCAACACCCCUCGCAACAUCAACAAGCUCCGUUCGUCUCUCCCGCCGCACUCCGCCAUUCGCCUCCUCGAGAUCCCUUUCAACGGGGAGGAACAUGGCCUUCCACCAGGCGCCGAGAGCACGGAAUCCCUCCCCAUCCACCUCCACUUUCGCCUCAUCCAAUCGUCUCCGUCCCUAAAACCUGCAUUCCGGGAACUCCUCUCCGAACUCGUCUGUGAAUCGAACGGCAUCCCGCCGAUGUGUGUCAUCUCUGAUAUUUUUUUCCCUUGGUCGGCCGAUGUUGCUCACGAGUUCGGGUCAUCACAUGCAAUUUUCAAUGCCGGUUGCGGGUACGGCAUGGCCGUGUAUCAUACCGCGUGGCUCAACCUUCCGCACUUGAACGCCAAAUCCGAGGAAUGCCCACUUCCCGGAUUUCCAAAUGGCACGACAUUUUGCGUGACCAAAUUCCCGGAACGGCUAAGGCAAACCAAGGAGCCUUCCGAGUUUGCCCUAACGUUGUUCCGGGAAUGGUCAAAGACUGAUGCAAUGUUGUUCAAUACGAUUGAGGAAAUCGACCAAACGGGUAUGAAAUACUUCCGGGAUAAUUUUCCUUUCCCAGCUUUCCCGAUUGGUCCUAUUUUCUCGUACCAGCAAACAUCCGCCACUCUCGUGGCGGAUUCUAUGGUUUGCAUGGAUUGGCUUGACAAGAAACCGCCUAAAUCGGUUCUAUACAUAGCAUUUGGGUCACAAAGCACCCCUUCGAUAGCACAAAUGAAGGCGCUUGCCUCCGCGCUGGAGGCUAGCGAAGUCAACUUCCUAUGGGUGGCUCGACGCCCGUCGAGUUUUGCCGCGUUGUCACCAGAAAAUGAUCAAGAAUGGUUGCCUCGAGGGUUCGAGGAGAGGAUCAAGAGGAGUGGGAAAGGGAUGUUGGUGAAGAAAUGGGCCCCACAGAAGGAGAUUCUGGCCCACGGUUCGGUCGGGGCGUUUUUGAGUCACUGCGGUUGGAACUCUACCAUGGAAGCACUAGCCAAUGGGUUGCCAAUAUUGUCAUGGGCCAUGAGUGCCGAGCAGCCAUUCAAUGCAAAGAUGCUAGAGGAAGAAUUGAAGGUUUGUGUGGAGGUGGCUAAUGGGUCUGAUUCACAAGUCAACAGUGAGCAAAUAGUGGGUAAGAUCAAGAUGGUUAUGGAGGGCAAAGAAGGGGAAGAAAUGAGGAAGAGAGCUAGUGAGAUUAUGAAGAAGAUCAAGAACGCUACUUGUGAUGAUAAUGCCACAGCUCGAGGGUCUUCUGUUAAAGCCUUGGACGAGUUUUGUGUUUUUGCUUCUCAAAAGAGAAAUAUGUACUUAUAUUGCCCAAAUAAAAUAGACGACAAAAAAUGUAGACCUGAAUUAGAGGCAUCCGUUGUUCUAGUCUGAACCUACCAGUACUCACUACAAAAAUAAUGAUAUUGACAUGGAACUGAUGGAGUGUAACACGGGCCAUAACAUAUUUUUGGCAUAAUGUCGUGCCAAAUAGCCGGUAACAAAACGGCAUUGACAUGAAUUUGACGUAUCCGUGUCAAAUAUUCUAUGAAUUUUGAAAAAUUUCUGCCAAAGUUCCG
Cuscuta europaea is the source of this 2015-nucleotide messenger RNA. NCBI's taxonomy places the organism in Eukaryota, Viridiplantae, Streptophyta, Magnoliopsida, Solanales, Convolvulaceae. The record is from the annotation of a GenBank genome assembly.